AUGCAGGUCAAAGAGGAAAUUGUCCAAAGUGAAUUAAACCGCGAGCUUGAAACCGCCGAUACUCAAAUAUAUACAUUUGAUGCCGAAGCUUCUCCACAAGAUAAAGCUAAACAAGCACUUAAAGCUUCUGAGGGCGCUGCCAAGUCUCUCGGUAGUACCGUGGGAGGAACGACGACAGUAAAAGCGGUUGCCACAGACAUUGGCACAGACCAAACAGCUGGAGAAAUAGAAGUUGAAAAACUAUCGAAUCCUCCUUUGCCUGGAAGUAUACCUUCUGAGGGAGGGUCUAUUCCUGAAAUUCCCGAAUGGGCGCGUGUUGGUUGGCAACGAGUUCAAGAAAUUACCACUGAUGCGGAUAAAGAUUUUUUUGACGAAAUUUUGAGUGACUUAUAUUUUGGAAAACUAUGGAUAAAUGCUGCCGUGGUUUUUGUAUCUGUAUUUUUUACAUACAUAACCACCUCUCUUGGUGGAGGUAUUGGUUGGGUUAUCAUCAUUUGUGCUUUUGUUGGUACUUAUUUUAAAAGUUCGGUCCAACGGUUCUAUCGUAAUGCAAGAAGUGACAUUAGUCGGGAACUUUCAAAGGAAAAAUUGGAGAUUGAUGAAGAAUCUGCUGAUUGGCUUAACGAAUUUUUACGUCGAUUCUGGCUGAUUUAUGAACCUGUAUUAUCGGCAACUAUUGUGCAAACGGUUGAUGGUGUAUUGGCCGCUUCGACACCAUCUUUUUUGGAUUCGAUUCGAUUGACAACUUUUACGUUAGGUUCCAAACCUGUCAUCAUCGAAUCUGUAAGAUCAUAUCCAAAGUCUGAUGAUGAUGUGGUGGUUAUGGACUGGAGAAUCAGUUUUAUUCCAAACGAUCUCGUGAAUAUGACAAGGGCACAACUAAGCAAGAAAGUUAAUCCUAAAAUUGUUCUUACGAUCCGAGUGGGAAGAGGAAUGGUUGGCGCAGGAAUUCCCGUUUUGUUGGAAGAUAUGUCAUUUUCUGGACUUAUAAGAGUCAAACUAAAGUUGAUGAAUGCUUUUCCACACAUGAAAACAGUCGACAUCAGUUUCUUGGAAGAACCAAAGUUUGAUUACGUUUUAAAACCAAUUGGUGGAGAGACAUUUGGUUUCGAUAUAGCAAAUCUUCCUGGAUUGUCUCCUUUUAUCCUUGAUCAACUUCAUGCUACGCUUCGCCCAAUGAUGUAUGCUCCAAACGUUUUUACGCUAGAUACAGAAUUGCUUAUCGGAGGUUACCCAAUAGAUUCUGCAAUUGGUGUUCUCAAACUUAACAUACAUAGUGCAAGAGGAUUAAGAAAUGCGGAUAGAUUUGGUUCUUCUGAUCCUUAUGUUAAAUUAGCAAUUCAUGGAAAUCAAGAACUUGCUAAGACUAAAGUUAUUGAAGAUUCAGUGGAUCCUAUUUGGAAUGAAACGCACUUCUUGAUUUUAUCAACCUUGAAUGAAGUUUUAAGAUUGGAAUUAUGGGAUUUUAAUGGGCUUAGUAAAGACAAACCGCUUGGAAUAGCUACUUUUGAAUUAAAAACUUUAUUAACAAAUCCAGACCAAGAGAAUACCACGUCUCCUGUAUUAUAUGAGGGUAAACCUCAUGGUGAAAUACAAUUCGACGCAAUCUGGUAUCCUGUAGCUGAGAUCAACGAUGAAGAACCACUUGAAUCAAAUGUUGGAGUUUUACGUUUCAAUAUUCAUCAAGCCAAGGAUCUUGAUCCUGGUCGCUCCAUAGUUGGUCAAUACAACCCAUAUGCAGAAUUGCUUUUGAACGGAAGACCUGUUUUCAAAACUAAAACAUUAAGGAGGACAAACAAUCCUGUUUGGGAGGAACCAGUUGAAAUGUUCAUUACUAAUAAAGCCCGUGCUAAGAUAACUAUAAUUGUUCGUGAUGGGAGAGAUUUGGCCGCUGAUCCAAUUGUUGGCAAAUGGGAAUCCACUUUGGAUCGAUUUUUAGAAAAUAUGAAGGAAAGAAUGGACUGGUUUAAUGUAACUGAAGCUAAUAGUGGUAAACUAAGAUUAACUUGCCUCUGGAAACCUGUGAUAAUGGAUCAUAUUCCCGGACACAAUGGAUAUGUCGAACCAUGUGGAUUUGUAAGGCUUCACGUUAAGCGCGGUGAAGAAUUGAAGAACAUUGCUAAAUUAAGAGGAAAACCCGACCCUUACGUGAGCGUUUUUUUGGAUUCUAAUUACCGUGGUCGCACAGAUAAGAUUAAUGAUAACUUAAAUCCGGUUUGGGAUGAAGUAUUCUAUAUACCUGUACAUAGUACAAAAGAAACGUUGAUUUUUCAAGUGUGGGAUUAUGAACAUAAUGCUAAAGAUAAAAGGUUAGGUUUCACAAAGUUAGAAAUUUCUAAAUUAAUUAAUCAACGAGAAGAUGGAACAAUCGAAGCUGCUGAAAGUAUUGAUACAACAUCACCUGUGCUUCUUAAUGAUGAACCCAAGGGCUCAAUUGAUUAUUCAGCAGCUUUUUAUCCAACUGUCAAGGAAAAGAAAGUAAUCUCUUCAACAAAUGUUAAUAAGGAAAUCACUGAAGACAAAGGAUCCGAGAAUAUCAAUAUUUUGGAAUAUCCCAAGCUUGAGAAGAAGGAUACAUGCGUUGAAGUUAUCGUGGAUGAGGGGUUAUUCCCUGUCUUUACAACAAAACGAUGCAAGCAAGCAAAUCCUGAAUAUAACGAUGUCACCGACGUGUUUAUAAAGGAAUUGGAUUUUUCAAAAAUUUGUUUUCAAGUACGAUACUAUGAUAACAAAAACCCACUUGGCGUUGCAGAGAUUGAUGUUAGUAAAUUCUUGGAUAAUUGUUCAAAGUCGUCACCAGAAGAAGGUGUUGAUAUUCCUUUAAGCGGAAUAAAUAAUGCAUCUUUGAAUGUUUAUGCUCGUUAUGUACCUAUUAAAUAUACAGUACAACCUUCAGAGAGUAUAAACAACAUGGGCGAAAUACAGAUAACUGCCACGACUGCAGAAAAUAUACCUGCGGCCGAUCGAGCUGGCACAAGUGACCCGUUCAUUAUCUUCACCUUGAAUAACGAAAAGGUUUAUAGAACAAGGGUUGUCAAAAAGACUUGUAGUCCCGAAUUUAAUGAAGAAUUUAUGGUGAAAGUGUUGUCACGUUCAGCUGAUGUAUUAGAAGCUGAAAUGUUUGAUUGGAAUCAAAUAGGAAAUGCUACAAAAAUUGCAAGUUGUAAGAUUCAAAUCGACGAUUUGCCACUUUUUGAAAGAGCAGUGAAAAAUAUAAAUUUGCAGAAUGAACUUGACAAUUCAAAACCUGGGGGCAUACUUAAUCUUCAUAUUGUUUUCCGGCCCGCUUUACUUUCGAGGAGGAGACAAACUUCGGGUGUCGUAACAAAGACUCUAACAGGGAUUGGUUCUGGGGUAGGAAAUGUCGUUGCCGGCGGCACCUCUUUUGUAGGGUCUGGUGUAAAUCUUGUCGGUUCUGGAGCAAAUACAUUUGUUUCUGGUGCAGGAAAUAUGGUUGGUUCUGGAUUCGGUCUUUUAAAGAAGCCCAGAUCGAAUAAGUCUGAUCAAUCGGACCAAUCGGAGAAAUCGGAGAAAUCAGAUAAAUCAGAAGAAAAUGUAACAAGCAGGUCUAUUGAUUUUGAUAAAGAAAAUGCCAAAGAAAAUAGAACUUCACUAGCUAGUAGUACUGAAAGUUUAAAUGGUGAAGCUGUAAUCCUGACAUUACAUAUCAUUGAAGCGAAAGAUUUAAUUGCAGCAGACAGUGGAGGUACGAGUGAUCCAUAUGUAAGAGUUAAAUUUAACAAAAAGGACAUCUUCAAGACAGCAAUUAAAAAGAAGACAUUGACGCCUACAUGGGAAGAAAAAUGUACAAUAAACAUUAAUGAUCCAUCAGCUACUAUAAAUUUGUCAGUAAGAGAUCAUAACGCAAUGAGUAAAGACGUAGAUAUUGGAUCAUACGAUUUAAAUGUGCAAGAACGUAUUCAACCGGGAGCUGAAAGGGACUUUUGGGUAAAUUUAGAGAAGGGUGACCAAGGAAAAUUACAUAUUAAAUUGGAAUUUAAUGGUAAAGAAUCAAAUGCAUCUAGCAAAGGAAGUUUUAAAAUUUGGUAA
Molecule: messenger RNA, 4050 nt
Organism: Funneliformis mosseae
Lineage: Eukaryota; Fungi; Glomeromycota; Glomeromycetes; Glomerales; Glomeraceae
Source: the annotation of a GenBank genome assembly